CCGUCAAAGGCGGUGGCGUCCUGAGCAUGCGCCCCGUGAGCAUACAGCUUGGGGAGCUGGAGCUCGACGCUGAGGACCAGGCCAUCCUGCAGAGCGGUAUCCUCUUGCGGGAGCUGCAGAAGAUGAGGGUGCUAAUCCAUAAGUUCAGGGAGCUUGACGUGUGUUGGGCUGCUGAGGAUACGGAGAACAGCGGGGACGCGAGCGCGUUGCAGUAGUGCCGUCUGGCCAUGCCCAAGAUCUGCCAGGAGCUUGAAGCGCUCUGCAGAAUGGCCACGAGGAACUGUGAGGGCAAUGCGUAAACAAAGCCUAAGCAACAAGAGUCUCUAAGGGCUAAGCUUAUUGUAGUAGUGUUAUGAUCUUCUUUAUUCUGUAUACAGCUAUUGCUUAGAACUUGUAUAUGCACCCUCUUUGUAAUGGAAAUAUGGCUGCUGUGUGGUGAGGAAAUAGGGAUAUAUUAACAUGAAUUUUUG
Messenger RNA from Colletotrichum destructivum, 470 nucleotides. RefSeq lists its product as uncharacterized. The record is from RefSeq and is a predicted model, not a curated record. NCBI's taxonomy places the organism in Eukaryota, Fungi, Ascomycota, Sordariomycetes, Glomerellales, Glomerellaceae. The coding region runs from base 27 to 215 and encodes 62 amino acids. The transcript has a single exon.